AUGCUUCCCAAAAUAUCCUCCCGAUUCUCUCCAAACCUUCAUGACUAUAUUCUACUCGCCUACUUGGUCCUCUUCAUCAUCUCUGUGCUGGGAUUGCUCUGUCAGAUCAUCUUCGGCGAGCCUAAUCUGCAACUCGCCUAUCUUCUCUUCGCCCUAUUCAUUUUCUUCUCCAGUCUAGUCAUCUUUGCAAUCAUCUACCUCUUCUACAGUAUCCUAGAACGGAUACAUAACAAAUGCAAUACUGGAAUCGAGAGACAAUGCAAACUAGAUAUGUUGCUAGGGCUCUCUGGAAGUUGCCUAGCUGGAAUUGUGCCGAGAUACAUGGCGUUUUAUUUCGAAAAUGUGCCGAGGCAUCCUUUUGGCUCCGCCUACUUCGCCUUCAUCUCCCUCUUCACCAUCCUUCUCCUCCACUACCUAUUCGUCUUCCCAGCCAAAAUCCACAUCUCCACAAAAGCCAAUCGUAUAAUUUCCUGGCUCCUUGCCCUCAUCAAUCUUCUAGUUUUAAUCUGUACAACCCAUCUAGCUAUAGGAUAUGACACCCCCAAGAUAUAUGGAGUCUUGGCGUGUGAAAUCGGGUUUUCAUUGAUCUGUGCAAGUUGUGUGAUUGAGUUGGUAAGGGUGAUGAGAGGACGUGUCGAGAUGAAGAAGGAAGCCGAGGAAUCGGAGAACUUGAAUACUUCGAAGGAUGUGAACACUCCGGAGGAAUGGGUGCCAAAGGUUGUGAUUGUGACGAAACCAGCUGCUGAGCCAUCGGUGGUACCAAUGUGA
Messenger RNA from Caenorhabditis remanei, 768 nucleotides. RefSeq lists its product as uncharacterized. The transcript has 2 exons. Lineage: Eukaryota; Metazoa; Nematoda; Chromadorea; Rhabditida; Rhabditidae. The record is from RefSeq and is a predicted model, not a curated record. The coding region runs from base 1 to 768 and encodes 255 amino acids.